AUGAUUGUUCAAAGGACUUUAAGGCCACCUUACGGAGGGAUUGGUAUGCACCCUAUGUUGGGACUUAAUGACGGUUUGUUUGUGGUGAUGACCAUGUCCACAAGGAUCAUUGGAAUGCGUUGGUGGUCUAUUGGGAUGGGACUCAAGGUCAAAAACGGUCAGCAACGAAUAGAGCUAGGAGGAAACUGA
Messenger RNA from Prunus armeniaca (apricot), 189 nucleotides. The record is from the annotation of a GenBank genome assembly. NCBI's taxonomy places the organism in Eukaryota, Viridiplantae, Streptophyta, Magnoliopsida, Rosales, Rosaceae.